CACUGAAGAUUUCAUCAUACAUGCAGCUUGUUCAUCUUUUCGUGUCGGGACUUAUCGCCGUGGCAGCUGUUGACGCGUCGUCGCUUCAGACUGGCAAGUGCGCCGUGGCAUGCCCUCCGCUCAAGCAAACCUACUGCGCGCUCGAGUCGCCCAGCGCCACAACUUUUGUCGGCACGUACUCUAGCCAGUGCAACUGCCUCGUCGCCAAGUGCGGCAACAAAAAGGUCCAGUGCCUCUCGGCGUCGCCAGCCAAGAGCUGCGACAACUCGUGCACACGCAAAAUCGCCAAGUGCAAGCCCAACGAGGUCAAGCCCGUGUGCGGCUCCAACGGCGUGACGUACGACAACCUGUGCUUUCUCAAGGCCGCGCGCUGCGUCAAGCCGGACAUUCAGUUCAUCGCACCGGGCAAAUGCCCCAAGAAGAUGACGACGUGCGGCAUCGCCAAGUGCCCGUUGACAAAAACCAAGGUGUGCGCGUCCAUGGACGGCGGCAAGACGGAGCUCAAGUACCAGAACCAGUGCUUUCUGGAUGCGGCGACGUGUGUGAACCCGCUGAUCAAGAAGAUGGCGGCGUGCAAGGCGCGACGGGUGCUGUCGGUGGCGGCCAGCAACACGACGAUGACGGUGGACGAGGUCGACUCGGAUCUGGACGAGGAUGUCGGCAACUUGGUGAUCCCGGACAGCAACUUGGAUGAUGACGAGGAUGAUUUCCUCAUCAUCGAUGACCUCAUGGACCCGUUGACGGUGGUAAACGAUACUGUUCCUAUCAGUAUGAACACGUCAGCGCCAAGUGUGUCGACGGCGGUACCGUCCAAGAAGUCAUCUGCCACGCAAUUUGACGGAGCUCUAACGUGGGCGGUGCUGGCGACCGCGACUGUCCUUGUCGCCGCGGUGUAGAACGACCCUUUUAUGGACCCUCUCUUUUACGGCUCGACCCUACGACCAUACACAGUGUUUACAUCUUAUUUG
Saprolegnia parasitica CBS 223.65 is the source of this 968-nucleotide messenger RNA. RefSeq lists its product as hypothetical. The record is from RefSeq and is a predicted model, not a curated record. NCBI's taxonomy places the organism in Eukaryota, Oomycota, Saprolegniomycetes, Saprolegniales, Saprolegniaceae. The transcript has a single exon. The coding region runs from base 21 to 896 and encodes 291 amino acids. Gene Ontology annotation, molecular function: protein binding.